Protopterus annectens (West African lungfish) is the source of this 2370-nucleotide messenger RNA. RefSeq names its product C-X-C motif chemokine receptor 5 (gene CXCR5). Gene Ontology annotation, biological process: chemotaxis; immune response; G protein-coupled receptor signaling pathway. The transcript has 3 exons. NCBI's taxonomy places the organism in Eukaryota, Metazoa, Chordata, Ceratodontiformes, Protopteridae. Gene Ontology annotation, molecular function: chemokine receptor activity. Gene Ontology annotation, cellular component: membrane. The coding region runs from base 1 to 1260 and encodes 419 amino acids. The record is from RefSeq and is a predicted model, not a curated record.
AUGGUGUCUGAAAUGUAUACUUUCACUGAGUUACGCUGUACUAGUCCCAUCAACUGUAACACAGCUCUUCCGGUUACCUGGAUUACUAGUUACACUGUCCUAGUCCCAUCAACUGUAAUAGAGCUCUUCCGCAGGCCGACAAAGAAGCAGAACCAGAAUGAAGAACUUUGCAGCAACAGGCUGAGGCUCUUGCAGUUCCCAGAUUAUUCUCAAGAUUAUAGCAUUGAAAAUGUAAGCACCCUUCCUCAUAAUGACACUUCCGAUGUGUAUCCUGACCAGACAUGUUCAGGGAUAUCUGCAGGAACUGGAGAAGACCUUAUACACUUUCGGAUGGUCUUCAUGUCAGUGAUCUACAUAAUAGUCUUCUUUUUGGGUAUGGUAGGCAAUGGGCUUGCUGCUUUUAUAAUGGUUCGCUACAAGCAGUUCAGAAGCAUCACUGAGAACUACCUAUUUCACCUGGCACUGGCAGACCUGCUCCUGGUGUCCACCUUUCCAUUUAUUGUGACACAGACCAUCACAGGCUGGAUCUUUGGGCAAUUUCUCUGCAAAGUCAUUAACUCCCUAUACAAAAUCAGCUUCUAUUGCUGCAGUCUACUGCUGGGCUGCAUUGGUUUUGAUCGCUACACCUCCAUUGUGCUUGCCAUUCAGAAGUACAAGAAACGCAAAGCAAAAUCUGUCCAUAUUACAUGUGCAUUUGUCUGGUUCCUGUGUCUGUUACUUAGCCUGCCUGAAUUACACUUCUAUGACCUGACCACAAAGGACAAUAAAAGCAGGUGCUACUUUAAUAAUCCAGACUGGUGGUUAAUAACACGUUUCAUAUAUCACAUCAUUGGCUUCUUCAUUCCCUUGGCAGUUAUGUGCUACUGCUACUCUAUGAUUAUCAAGACCUUAUGUGGUUCCCAACAGUUUGAGAAGCAGAGAGCAACGAAGGUUGCACUUCUGGUUACUGGAGUGUUCUUUAUCUGUUGGAUCCCGUACAACAUCUCUAUCUUCUUAGAAACUCUGACGACCUUUGGCAUCCUCAACCAUGAUUGCAGCUUACUGUCUGCAAUUGUGGUGACAGAGAGCAUUGGAAUGCUGCACUGCUGUCUUAACCCUUUACUGUACGUCUUCACUGGAGUACGGUUUCGAAACCAUCUGUUCCAGAUAUUUGUAGAUGCUAGAUGUCUCAGUAAAGAGUCGAAGGAAAAACUGAUGAAAGGCAAACACCAAGGAAGCAGCUCUGAUUCUGAAAAUGGUACCUCUGUCACCAUAUUCUGAGCAUUACUUCAUCUUCCACCAGUGCAUAAUGCCAGCCACACAAUCAUUCUAUUUUAGAGUUUACACAAGAAUGCUUUGUAAGCCCUGCAUAAAAUGUUACUGCAGUUAGCACAUAUCACUGCUGAAAAUUAAUCUGAUUGUUACUUGUACUUUAUGGACCAAGUAAAGCUACGGGCAGUAAUACUACCAAGUUCAGUGUUCUGUAUGGGAAAUGUCAUGUGUGGAUUGGUUGCCCUAUGUGUAAACAACAUGGGUAUUAAUAUCACUCCAGUUCAAUAUAUCACUUGGUUUGCAUUAUUUUUAAUUGUACAAUGAUUCUAAUUCUAAGUGAGUAUAUAACUUUCUUCUGCAGCGCACUGAGCUAUCACCACAGGUUUGGAGUAAGGUAGCUAAGCAUCUUUCAGCAUUCUUAAAUGUCAUGUUAUGACAGGAAGUAUCGGUGUAAGCUUGUUGAUGAAGCUGGAGAAGAUUUAUGGCUGUAGAGUUUUACUGCACAUUCUUAAAAUGAGAAAACUAUAAAAGAAGGACAGUUGUUUAAUCACAGCAUGUGACGAAUCAUAAAAAAUUGAGUUUUUCCUUUAUUUUAAACUUGAAAAUCCAGUAGGGAAUUCACACUCUGAGACAGUAAGUGCAUAACAUGCAAAAAAUAACAAUUAAAAACAGAAUACAACAAAUUCAAGUAACACAUGAAUAGACAACAUCCUGAGCAUGUAACAUCUGAAAUGUAUUGCUUUCAUAUCAACAAAUGACUCUUGGAAAUGCAUUGAUAUGUAUUCUUUGUAGUAUUGAUAAAAUGUAUAUUCUCAUCCUGCAAAAUUGCUUUAUGAUAAGAAGUAAUUCUGUAUCUGCAUGGGACAUUUAACCUGAUUCCAUGGUGGAGGUAAUUGCAGAACAUAGUGAGACAGCUUGUGAUUGUGCAUUUUAUAUAAAUAUUUUGCAGAAAUAAAUAAUGAGUAUAAAUGGCAAUGGCAAUUUAUUUGAAUUACAUCAAUUACUUGAGAACAAUGGGUAAUUUGAAAAUAUGAAUAAUAUUUAAUGCUGGAUCAUGUAGUACCUCAUGCUUUUGAAAGUUUGGUGCAAGAAAGACCUCUGAGAAGUCAGUAAUCCAAA